Sitodiplosis mosellana (orange wheat blossom midge) is the source of this 9440-nucleotide messenger RNA. It is a transcript of the gene eag, whose product is annotated as potassium voltage-gated channel protein eag. Lineage: Eukaryota; Metazoa; Arthropoda; Insecta; Diptera; Cecidomyiidae. The coding region runs from base 2498 to 5743 and encodes 1081 amino acids. Gene Ontology annotation, biological process: regulation of membrane potential; potassium ion transmembrane transport. The record is from RefSeq and is a predicted model, not a curated record. Gene Ontology annotation, molecular function: voltage-gated potassium channel activity. Gene Ontology annotation, cellular component: membrane. The transcript is spliced from 22 exons.
AGUACUAGUUAGAACGUUGUCUGAGAAUAAUCGGUAUCGUUGUGAGUUUCGUGCGUUCGUAUUCACUCACAGUGUGUAUAUUGUCCAUUGCAUUGUGUUGUUCAAAUUCACUAACUUCUUCAAGAAUGCACUUUAAAUUUUCAAAUGUUAUUUUAGCCCACUUUUGAACUCCAAAUUCGAUUGAUUCGUACUCUUUUUAUUUCGAAAGUUUCGGAUGUAAUCAAAACUAGAGAGUAUGCCAAUGAAUAAGUGAAAACGACAAAAAUUAACAACAACAAAAAAGAAAUUGAAAGAAAUGAAACAUCAGUUGAAAAUCAAUUUGUGAGAUAAAAAAAAAACCAGAUCCACAUACAUUGGCAAUAGUGACGAGUUUAAAAGCAAUAUUUUUUUGGAACCCAGCUGAGUGUCCAAAAAGUUUGAACCAGCCGAUGAAAAUCGUUAAACGAACAAAAACAACAAAGAUAUACGGUGAAAACGCUUUGAAUGCAGAUGAAACGAAAAAAUUGAAAAAAAUCGUAUCCAACGCUUCGUUUGACCAGACAAAUAACGUUUUACUAGGACUUAAUGAACGCGCAAUAUUCAACAAUCGAUUGAGGGAAAAAAAAAGUUGAGCGACACAUAAAAAUGGGCACAAUCACCUAAUUCACUUGGAUUCAGCAACAAUUGGAAAUGAACUUAUGCCGUUGGCCCUUGACUAAUCAGCAAAUUUUGCGAAAAUCGUACGAAUUCCAUCGAAAACUAUAGCAAACAAUUAGUUCAAAUAGAGGAGAUAAAUUCAAUUGUUUUGAAUUGUGUGCGGUCAGUGUUAGUUUUAAAAGUCUACGAUGCCCAUAUUUAUUUGGUUACGAAUGCAAUAUUAAUUAUUAUUGUGUUACAAUAUACGUGGAAUAAAGAAAGUUAAACGCAAUAAAUAAUAUAGUGGAAAGGAUCGUUUUCCAUUGACCGUGGUGAAUUGUUUAGAAGCGCGUCCAUUGUUAUUUUGGCCAAACCAAAAACUCAUUUACGAAAUCAGCGUAAUAAAAUGCAUUCAACGUGGUUUAUGGCAAGGACUGCGUUUCGGUGUUGAUGGUCCAUAUUCUCUGUUCCAACCGUUUCCAAGUAGUAAAAUAUCCGAAAUAAUUGCUUUUAAAGUCGUUCGUUUGUGUGUGUGUGUGCGAGAGAGAGUGGUGUGGUGUGCAUGAAAGGUUGCUCUCUAAUUAAGUGUCGUCGGCGUUUAUGUUCCUCUCAUUUUCAUUUUCAUUCGCAUUCUCAUUGUUCUACCCAAUUUUGUGUUCGAAUUCGCAUAUUGGCCCUGCCAUAAUAUAGUAUAUAGUCUCGAUAUAUAGAGCCACCUGAAUAUUGUGUGCUAUCCGGUGAUUAGGCAUGUUCGCAAACAGUAAUCAUAAUAAAAUCGAGGAAAACGGUCAUUAAACGUAAAAUAAAUUAAAAUAUUGUGUUUCCAUGAAUGUGAAUUGGUGGUCGUGUGAAUCAUUCAGCCAUUGAAAUAUAUAAAUGUUCAUAUAUUGGCAAAAGGAACUCUACCACAUCGACUGAACUUUUAUUUAAUGCUGAUUACUGUUAUUACAUUCGCUACGACAUUUGGAAGUUCUCUUGGUGUGUAUUGAAAAGUAAAGUGGCGAAUAUACGGCCAUUAUUGAAAAGGACGUAGGCGAAUUUCAAGCCCGUAAAAUAUAUCCAUUUGCACGCGAAAAACCCACUAUUUACCGGCGUUGGAAACAGUCACACACCAGUCGCACAGUACACAUACACGAAAACCAUGGAACAGAGUCCGAGAGAGAAAAAAAACGCUACCCAAUUUCUGGUUUCAUAUUGGAAUUAAUGCGGAUUUUCUAUUAUGCUGAAUAAAAUAGUAAACAGAACGAUGUUUACGCUGCAGAAGUUGAUCCAACUACCAUUAGACAUCGCGCUCAAGUAUUAUCAUCAUUCACCACAAAUCUGGAGAUUAUCGAUCGACCGACAAAUGUAAAAGCGCAUUAAUUUUGGGCACAGAGAUACCUACAAAGUGGAGCGUUUGCGAUUCUAUCUAUUGAUUCAAAAACACGAGAAAAAACGAGAGUGUAAACGGAGGCGAUAGGAAGAGCCGAGAUCAACUAAUUGAUUGCAAGUAUUUGUAUACGACAACAAAAUUGAGUGCGAGGCGCACGUGAGGUGGAAAAUAAAUUUUGUCGAUUGCGUUCAAUUUUCAUCCCAAUCAAUUAACAGUUGAAAAUCAGCCAUUUGGAUAAAACCAAUACAGCAAAUCGAAGCGUAUUCACGCCGUUCGCAUCCCGAAUUAAUUUUUCCAGCAAAAACCGCAAGUCAUCGAUUAUUUAAAAAGUGUUUGUGAGUGUAUGUGUGCGUGUGCGUGCUCCUGUUUCGCGCUCCUAUGUGUUUGUUCGAAUGUGAAAACGCGUGCCAAUAAACGUGCACCAGAGAGCAUCCAGUUAGUGAACGAACGGUUUCUUCAUUCGAUUUCCAGUGUGUUGAAUUGAAACGAGAUUGAACAUAAUUCACGAAAAUGCCCGGCGGACGCAGAGGUUUAGUUGCACCACAAAACACAUUUCUCGAAAAUAUCAUUCGACGAUCCAAUUCACAACCGGAUAGCGCGUUCCUGUUGGCAAAUGCACAAAUCGUCGACUACCCGAUCGUAUAUUCCAAUGAAGCGUUUUGCAAGAUGACCGGUUAUGGUCGCGCGGAUAUAAUGCAAAAACCAUGCAGAUGUCAAUUCAUGUAUGGCGAAUCAACCGACAAAGAAACAAUUUCCCGCUUAGAUUACACACUGGAGAAUCAGCUGCAGGAUCAAUUUGAAGUCCGACUUUAUAAAAGCAACAAAACUCCAUUAUGGCUCCUGCUUCAGGUGGCGCCGAUACGUAAUGAACGGGACCUGGUUGUGCUGCUACUGCUAACGUUUCGUGAUAUAACCGCCUUCAAGCAGUUGAUUGACGCGGAUGACACAAAAAGUGGUUUAUCAAAAUUCGCAAAAUUGGCACGGUCGGUAACACGUAGUCGUCAAUUCAAUGCAGGCAUUCAAAACAUAAAGGACCCAUCAAAACAAUCGAAUUUGGCACAAAUGAUGUCAUUAACCGCUGAUAUUUUGCCACAAUAUCGACAAGAAGCACCAAAGACACCGCCACAUAUUUUAUUGCACUAUUGUGCAUUCAAAGCAAUUUGGGAUUGGGUGAUAUUAUGCUUAACUUUUUAUACCGCCAUCAUGGUACCAUAUAAUGUAGCCUUUAAAAAUAAAACCUCAGAGGAUGUUUCUCUUUUAGUAGUGGAUUCUAUAGUAGAUGUAAUUUUCUUCAUAGACAUUGUUUUAAAUUUUCACACAACGUUCGUUGGUGCUGGUGGCGAGGUUGUUAGUGAUCCAAAAGUAAUUCGAAUGAACUAUCUCAAGUCUUGGUUUAUCAUUGAUUUGCUCAGCUGUUUGCCUUAUGAUGUUUUCAAUGCUUUUGACCACGAUGAAGACGGAAUUGGCUCUUUGUUCAGUGCACUUAAAGUAGUUCGAUUGCUUCGUUUAGGUCGUGUUGUACGAAAAUUGGAUAGAUAUUUGGAAUAUGGAGCAGCUAUGUUGAUAUUACUACUUUGCUUCUAUAUGUUGGUCGCUCAUUGGCUGGCAUGCAUUUGGUAUUCAAUUGGUCGCAGCGAUGCUGAGAAUGGCGUUCAGUACAGCUGGCUAUGGAAAUUGGCGAAUGUGACACAGUCCCCUUAUUCGUACGUUUGGAUGAAUGACACAAACACGCCUGAGAUCAUCAACGGUCCGAGCAAAAAAACUAUGUACGUGACAGCGUUGUACUUCACAAUGACAUGUAUGACUGUGGGCUUCGGAAAUGUUGCGGCAGAAACCGAUAACGAACGAGUUUUCACCAUUUGUAUGAUGAUCAUAGCAGCUUUACUUUACGCUACCAUUUUCGGUCAUGUCACUACGAUUAUCCAGCAAAUGACUUCAGCAACUGCAAAAUACCACGAUAUGCUCAAUAAUGUGCGCGAAUUUAUGAAAUUGCAUGAGGUACCAAAAGCAUUGAGCGAACGUGUUAUGGAUUAUGUUGUUUCGACGUGGGCAAUGACAAAAGGGUUGGACACGGAAAAGGUGUUGACAUACUGUCCGAAAGAUAUGAAAGCGGACAUUUGCGUUCAUCUAAAUCGGAAAGUAUUCAACGAACAUCCUGCAUUUCGGUUGGCUUCGGACGGGUGUCUACGUCAAUUGGCUGUACAUUUCAUGAUGUCACACUCUGCACCGGGUGACCUUUUAUUUCACACCGGUGAAAGUCUUGACAGUCUAUGUUUCAUUGUUACCGGAAGUUUGGAAGUGAUUCAAGACGAUGAAGUUGUCGCUAUUUUGGGAAAAGGCGAUGUGUUUGGUGAUCAAUUUUGGAACAACCUGACAAUUGGUCAAAGUGCCGCCAAUGUGCGUGCAUUAACAUAUUGCGAUUUGCAUACAAUCAAACGUGAAAAUUUACUCAAAGUGUUGGAAUUUUACAAGUCAUUUGCACCGAGUUUUGAUAGAAACCUAACUCUGACCUACAAUUUACGGCAUCGCAUUGUGUUUCGCAAAGUGGCCGAUGUGAAGCGAGAAAAGGAAUUGGCCGAACGAACAAAAGACGAACCACAAGUGACAGCCAACCAAGAUCAUAUCGCUCGAAAGAUUUUAAACAAACUCCGACGACAACCGACCACGCAAGGUUCCCGAGAUAGUGCGUCCCAAAGUGACGCCGAAAAGGGGGAAACACAAACUGAACGAACGAAACUUCCCGCCAAAUUAACACUCACAGAAGAUUCACGUAUCAUUCAAAGUUCAGCUCAAUCACCAUGUCCAUCUCCAUCUCCGGCGGCAUCUGGACCACCAUCGGCGCGUGGUACAGGCGCCAGCAAAUGGGGCCGCAUUUUAGGUAGUUCUAGUGUUGAUUCGGCUAGUGAUACAUAUACGAAAGUAGCUGUGUCGAGAAGUUUCAGUGCAAGAGAAAGUCUACGCGACACUAGUAGUUCGAGUAGUAAUGGUGGCCAAGGGAACAAAGUAUUUCCAAAGUCACAAAAACUGAUGCCGACGCCGGCCUCAUUGGCAAGACAAGAUACUAUCGACGAAACAACCGAAGAUUCGAAGUCGUUGCGAAGGCAAGCGUUUGAGCGGCAAGUGAGCGAGCGAGAUAAUGGUAUACAGCAUGAUCAACUCGAAAAAGCUUCUUCCAUUGAACGCGAAUUGAUUGCAGCAAGAACGAUGUCAGUCGCAGAAACAUAUGAUAAUGGUUUGCGUGAACAGGCCAGCACAUUGGCUCAACGAGAUUUAAUCGCUACCGUUCUUGAUUUGAAAGUCGAUUCAAGGCUGGAAAUGCAGCGAAUGUCACAGCGUAUUGGCCGAUUAGAAGAUCUUCUCACCGAAUUAGUUAAGCGUUUAUCGAACGAUUCGUCCGACUUGAGCACUCCGGCUGAUGAGAACAUUCCAACGAUAACCACGACAUUUGUUGGUUCGCCAACGAUGGCCUUAACACCACAAUCAACUAAUAUCAUCGUCACUACUACUGCCAGCACAUCAGCAACUGGUCUGAUAUCCGGCAUUCCAACGAUACAGCAAUCAUCGUCAGCGGGGCUGGGGCCACUUUUGUUGCGAAAACGACGCUCAAAAAGUCGUCGAGCGCCUGCUCCACCAACACGUCCGGCUGCCACCGGUACGACCGCUGAACAAGCUCGGUUGCUUGAUGAAGCUGAAGCAACUGCAAGUACAUCAACACCAACAACAUCGGCCGCAGCACGGAGACGUGAUUUUCUAUAGCCAAAAAUUUUGAUACGUCAUCAAUCGGAUCAAGAUCCAAGCGAUCAGUAAUGCAUUUUGCAUGUCAAACGAUUUAAAUCGAAUUUGAUAUGCGUUUUGUGGAUGAAUGCACCGUUUGGUUGACGUACAUCAAAUACGACAUAUACACAAAUAAGACAGACAAACACAUACAUUUUGGAGAAGAAAUUCAAGACGGUCCUACAUUUUACUAUUGUACACAGAAAAUUGAAGAGCGAGUGAUUUGUAUUUAAAUUCAUGUGAAAAACAUUAUUUUAACCCGCAGCAAACAUAGAAAUCGGCACCUAAACACACAAACCACAACACCUAACCGUAAUCAAUUCAUGUGUAUUUUAAUCUGAUGCUGAGUGUAGAUAACUUUGAAUGUCUCAUUGUUAACGAUUUUCACUGCAUUUAUUUAUUAUUCACAUCACAUCACACAUAGUAAGCUGCAUUAAUAAUUGACUAAGAGACAAAUAUUGAUCAAAUUCGUACUAUUAUUCGUUAGGAUAACCGCUAAAAUGAAGUAAGUAAUGGCACAUGAAUCCAAAUGCUGCAUGCAUCGCAAAACCAAUUACAUGCAAAAACUAAUCUAUCGAUAAGCAUAGUUAUACAUACAGAAAAUUACUCGCGCUGACUACUCUCUACUUUGACUAUCAUCAUCACAUCAUCACAAUAUUACAUUUCGAAUCAAUUCAAGCGAGCUUUUCCAAAUACACAUACAUACACACACCAGACACAUUCUAACCGCAUGAAUAAGAUUAAAGAUGAGAUAGGGAAUUGAAUAAAAUUAAUUUCGUUUACGAUCGAGCACAUAACAAAUUGUAUUCGUAAGGAUACUAGAAGAGACUUUCACAUUUCAAUGAAUUCUAAGUCCAGCUGUACUAGCAUCAAUUGAAUCAACUGAGGUAAGAACAUUUUACCUUGAGAUAAUUCAAACAAGCAAUAAAUAAAUUCUAUUUGAAACAUUUGGCCUUUCUAGCCUAUUCAAUUUUCAAUGAUAAAAUUUGCAUCUCCGGUUCAUCAAAUCUAAUCAAAUCAAUCCAAUAUAUAGUUGCUAUUAGAACAUUGGAACUCAAAUUUUGUAAUUGAUUGAAUUUGCAUUUCGAAAUUCUAGAGACAAAAAACUUAAACCAAACUGAAACAUAAAUGACAAAUUUCUUCUCGAAGAACUCUCAAUCAAAAAUUAAACGACCAAAACUGAAAAUAGGGGAUCAUGUGAAAUGAUUCAAAUUUAGGAGUGAAAAAUACAUCAUAUAAUCAUAUAGAUAUUUUUGAGGCUGUGCACUAUUUGUAACAAGAUGAUGCGCCCAUUUGUAUGUCCAAUGAAUCCCACGGUAAUGAGAUUAGCCUAUUGAAAAGAACAAAAUCAUUUUCUUCACAUUCAUUCCAUUCCCAUCACUGUAAGUCAACGCGUGGUGAUGAUGGUGCGAAGGGCACAUUAUUUUGUCACAAGAACUGUGCAUCGAAUUGAAAGAAGAAACUAAAACAGGUUGUAUAAAUAGGUCAUAGUAAACGAGCCAAUGAAACUUCUAAACAACUGAACAAUCGGACGUCACACAUCACUUUGUAAAUAAAAUGGAUGAGUUCAUUUAACAUACCAAAUAAGCUGUUACUAACAAUAAUUCAAAACUAGAAGUGGAAUUCACAUCAAAAGUAAAAAAAAAGGAAUAGCUUUAGUCAGUAAAACUCAGUCAAUGACAGAUAGUUGAUGAUAUAUGCUGAGCAUAGAAACUCAGCAAGAUUGGGAUAUUUUGACUUUGUGACGUGCUAUUCAAACAAAUUUAUGAUGGAGGGGAGUUUGGAGCACAUUUUCCAUUACAAUCCAUCAACACUCUACCAAAAUUCCACAUAAAUUUGCACGAAUAGCAAGUCACAAAAUCCGAUCGUUCCAAUCUCAGCUUGCUGAGUUCCUAUGCUCAGCAUAUAUCCUCAGCUAUCUGUCAUUGACUGGUAAAACUAUCUUUUAUUUCACCGAUUCUGAUCUUUUUAUCUUCAUUUCAUAUAUGUAUGUAUACAUUCAAACACACACACACACAUUAGAGUGCAAAUUCGUUGUAUUUAUACUAUCAAAAGAAACAUGAAAACAAUGCGUGAUAUUAGAAAAUUUGGUUUAUAAGUUUGCAAUCAAAAAUUUAUUCAACGAAGAUGUUUAUAGAGAAAAAUCUUUAGUUUAAAUGAAUCAUUAGCAUGUGAUGAUACAUCAGUGCUGCUUCUUUUAUUAUAUGCAUCGCGAUGGUUUAGUUCGAACGUUCGUUAACGCUGAAUUGUCAUUUCAGACAAACUACAUAAAAAGUAUACCCAUCAUGAUAAUACUUUUUAUCAUACACUCACACUUUUCGCGGGUUUUUCCGUAAUGAAAUGCUGUUAUCGCACACAUCGACAACGAAAUUUUCGAAAGUAUCGAUGUUAAUUUCGCGAUGCAACCACGCGUGUCUAUAAUUAUAAUCGGUAUCGUUCAGAAUGAAAUAUAUGGUAGUUUAGGAUCGGUAUUCACUGAAAACUAUCGACGAAUCGAUAGAAAACUCUUCCUCUGAAACUCACAUCGCAUAUUCUAAACAAAUUUUCAAACAUACUUUAGUUUAAUUUCUUCGAAAGCAAUAACAUUUUAAUGAGAACCAUUUUAUCGGCGUUCAUUUUAUUUUUCUAUUAGAAUUAUCAUGUAGAAUUAUCAUAUAGAAUUCGAAUGUUGUCAGAAUGGAUUGAUGUAGAAAGGAAAAUUGUCCAUUAAGUAUGAAUCGCCUUACAAACAAAAACUAACCAAACCCCAAAUGCACCCUACAACAUUUUCACUAGCUUCAAUAAUCACCCAACAAAUACCACAAAAGUCUGCAUCGCUUUCCAAACAACAAAAAAAAAACAAAACAAGAAUUUCACAAUCGAGCCACGUACAUCGCAUUCUAAUUGCAAGGGAGAAAAACCAUAAGCUUGUUUCGUACUCAUAUCCAAAAAAAAUGGCUUUAUAUUUAGUCGAAAAUAUUUUCGACUGUUUAAAAUACAAAAAAAAAUAGAAAAAAAACUUGUUAAAAUGGCCGUCAAAAAAAGAGUAUUUACAUUUUGUCAUCCCUUUGUGGAUUUGUUGAGAAAAAAAGAUUUAAAACUUUUAUGUACAUAAUAAUUCAUGGAUGGCAAUGAGGCCACGUUCGGCUUCAAUCAUUAACUAGUAAAAGUAUUCAUGUUACUUAUUCAACAUGUUUAAAAUGCAAUGUGAAUUUUGAAAUUGAAAAAUUUUUGUAAAUAGUAAUCGACACGUUUAAGACAAAUUAUUCCGUAGAAUGACACACCUGAUUGGUUUUUCUUGCAUUAUAUUAUAUAUAAAUCUUUAAUUUCAAUCGAUGAAUUUUCCAAAAUCACUUGUUUCAGUGGAACUCAUAAUAAUCCGCUUGUUUGUUAUGUUAAGAUUUUUCCAUUAUUAUCAAAAUCAUUUUAUCCACAUACAUUCGUAUAUCGUAACAUUUCCAAUGAACACACACAAUUAGAAAGCCUUCUAUUUAAUAAACCAAAAUUAAUCGACUCUAUUUUUUCUAAUUGAUUUUCACCGUUGGAUAUUCUAAUUUGCGCAAAAUUAUAACGCUUAGAUAAAUACUUGAAUUUGAUUUUUUUUAAAAUCCAUUGUUUAUUAGAUUCCAUGCUAAAUGAAAUUUAAGAAAAGAAAAACAAAGACGAAACAUGAAAUAGAAAUAAAACGCAAUUAAUGAAA